AUGUCAAACAAUCUUCCAUUCGAAGUGUGGUUUGAAAUCUUCAACAUGCUUCCGAUUAAAACCCUUCUCCAAAUAAGGUCAGUGUGUAAGCUUUUCAAUUCGGUUAUUUCCAGCCCCACUUUCAUUUCAGCCCAUGUCAAAAAAACCCAGCAACAAUCGUCUUCUUGUUCCCUUUUGCUCCGAUAUUUCAAUGAGAAAAGGCACACUAAGGAACGUUACUUACUCUUGAGUGACUGUUUUAAUGAUAGCAAGGAGUCAAUUAUUGAUGAUCCCAGUUGUAAAGAAUUAAACUUUCCAUUAAGAACUAGUUAUAAUAGCCAAUUUAGGAUUGUGGGUUCUUGUAAUGGAUUAGUGUGCUUGAGCGAUGACUAUGAUUUUGAUGAUUCUGGGAUUAUUUUGUGGAACCCUUUGAUUAGAAGGUUCUUGAAUUUGCCUCAACCACGGGUUACUCAAAGGAUUUAUGGUUCCUAUAUGUAUGUCCUUGGAUUUGGUUAUGAUGAGAAGAGCAACGAUUAUAAGGUGGUUAGGAUAGCGUAUAUUAAGGGUCGAAAUGGGCGCGAUUUGAUCCCCCCUGAAGUGGAAUUGUAUAGGCUUAGUUAUAGGUCUUGGAGGAGUUUUAAGACCGGUGCUCCUCCUUAUGGGAUUUAUGGUGGUACUUGGUCGCAGGUGUUUGUAAAUGGAGCUGUGCAUUGGGUUGGAUAUGAUCCCUGUGUGGAUAGGGGCAAUGAGAAAUGUGCGUUGAUUGUAUCUUUUGACAUGAGUGAUGAGGUUUUCCGUGAGGUGGGGAUACCUGAUUGUUUAGAGCAAUCUGGUUGGGAUUUACAUCUGAGAGUUAUUAGAGGUAAGCUGGCAUUGUUGCAAAAUAACUGUAGCGUGCAUGCGCGUAGUUGUUGCGUAUGGGUUAUGCAAGACUAUGGAGUCGUUCAGUCAUGGAUGAAACUUUAUAGCAUUGAUCUGAGGGGAGGGUUGCGACAGCUGGUUGGUUUUCUGAGUGAAAGUCAAAUUCUUGGUGCUACUGUCCGUGGGAAGUUGCUUUCUUAUGAUCCCAUCACCCUCAGGGUGAAGAAUCUUGGACUUCGAGGCUCCACAGAUGCAUUUCACUUGGAAAGUUACGUUGAGAGCUUGGUUUUACUUGAUGUUGAAAGUGCAAAUUCCACAACAGAUUUUGCUGCCUCUCAAGAUGGAAAAAAAGAAGCGAGGUGUUCUGAUGGGAGCAGAACCACUACUAGGCAUACUGAAUCUGAGCAUGUCAGGGAGGGGGUCCUGAAAAGUUCUCGAAAAUCAACUAUAACCCGGUUGAGAGCCAUUAUUACUAGGAUUGAAAUUCACCAGAGGAAAACCAUGAUAAAAAACAUCAAGAAGUAUGGUAAGAAUUGCUUUAUGUGGUUUGGUCCCAAUCCUGCUGUCAUCAUCUUAGACCCUGAACAUGUGAGGGAGAUCUUUCAGAAGUAUACCCUCUAUGGAAAAAACUUUUUUCAUCCGCUUGGCAAAUACCUGUUACAAGGACUAGUAGCAACUGAGGGCGAUAAAUGGGCAAAACAUCGCAAAUUAAUCAACCCUGCUUUCCAUCAAGAGAAGCUGAAGCUUAUGCUCCCAGCUUUUCAUUUAUGUGCCAGUGACAUGUUGAGCAAAUGGGAAGAAAGUGUUACACAGAACGGAUCCUGCGAACGUGAUGUGUGGCCAGAUCUUCAAACUUUAACGACCGAUGCAAUUUCCCGUACAGCAUUUGGUAGCAAUCAUGAAAAGGGGAGAAAAAUGUUUGAACUUCAAACAGAACAGGCUGAUCUUGUUAUGAAAGCAGUGAGAUCAUUUUAUUUCCCUGGAUCAAGCUUUUUGCCAACUAAGAGGAUGAGAAGGAUAAAGGGUAUCCAAAGGGAAGUUUAUGCUACAGUUGGAGAAAUGAUCGAUAAGAGAGUGAAAGCAAUGAAAGCAGGGGAGGCCACUAAUGAUGACUUGUUGAACAUACUUUUGAAAUCUAAUUUACAGGAGAUUGAAUUGCGAGGUGACAAAAGUUUCGGCAUGAGUAUCGAAGAUGUUAUUGAAGAAUGCAAACUCUUUUAUUUUGCUGGGCAGGAGACCACUUCAUCAUUGCUUGUAUGGACGCUAGUUUUACUUAGCCGGCAUCAAGAGUGGCAAUUGCGGGCUAGAGAAGAAGUGUUUCAAGUGUUUGGAAGAAAUGACCCAAAUUUUGAAGGUCUUAAUCACCUUAAAAUUCUGACAAUGAUUUUCAAUGAGGUUCUAAGACUUUACAGUCCUCUGGCUUCCAUGGAACGGAAAGUUCAACAAGAAACUAAAAUCGGAAAUUUAUUGUUGCCAGAAGGGGUUUUAGUAGCCGUGCCAGUUAUGCUACUUCACCGCGACCCAAACCUCUGGGGUGAUGAUGCAAAAGAGUUCAAACCUGAGAGAUUUAGUGAAGGAGUCUCUAGUGCAACAAAGGGUCAAGUUUCAUUCUUGCCAUUUGGCUGGGGACCUCGAAUAUGUAUUGGACAGAACUUUGCUAUGAUGGAAGCCAAAUUGGUCAUGGCGAUGAUUCUUCAACGAUACUCUUUUGAUCUUUCUCCAUCAUACGCUCAUGCUCCUUACACCAUUGUCACACUGCAACCUCAACAUGGUGCUCACUUAGUUUUGCAUAAGUUAUAG
Oldenlandia corymbosa var. corymbosa is the source of this 2640-nucleotide messenger RNA. NCBI's taxonomy places the organism in Eukaryota, Viridiplantae, Streptophyta, Magnoliopsida, Gentianales, Rubiaceae. The record is from the annotation of a GenBank genome assembly.